CAUGAGAGGAGAAGCUAGCGGAUUAAAGUGUUCAUGUUCACACUCUCCGACCCGCCGCCCAAACGGGAUGAAGUACAGCCACAAUCUUCGCCGUCGUGCAGUUUCCUUCAUGCGACGCAUAGUAAAGGAGAGCGAUGUCCCUGCCAGCAGCUAAAUUCCCGGACAAGCUAAACCUCCUGGCAGGAAUAAAGGUGUGACAACAGCAGGCGGUGCAUAGGGGUUACACUGCAGGCCAGUGUGUGUGUGUGUGUGUGUGUGUGUGUGUGUGUGUGUGUGUGUGUGUGUGUUUAUGGUUGUGUAUGUUCUUGAGUGAGUGGCAUAGCAGCUGGGGGUUGUAACGUGAUGCCAAGAUGCUUCUGUCCCUGGGAAUGCUGAUGCUGUCGGCCACGCAGAUUUACACCAUCUUCACUGUUCAGCUCUUCGCCUUCCUCAACCUGCUUCCUGUGGAGGCCGACAUCGCUGCUUAUUCAUUUGACAACAAAACAGAGAACUUUGAUGACCUGCCUGCACGGUUUGGCUAUCGUCUCCCCAGCGAAGGACUGAAGGGCUUCCUGAUUGGUGCACGGCCAGAAAAUGCGUGCGAGCCCAUCGAGCCCCCUCCAAGGGACAACCUGACAGGCGCCUUCAUCGUCCUCAUCAAGCGAUUUGACUGUAACUUUGACAUCAAGGUCCUCAAUGCCCAGAAAGCGGGGUACAAAGCGGCCAUUGUUCACAAUGUGGACUCCAAUGACUUAAUCAGCAUGGGAUCCAACGAUUUGGAUGUUAUGAAGCAGGUCGAUAUUCCCUCUGUGUUUGUGAGCGAGGACACUGCCAACUCUCUGAAAGAAGACUACAUGUAUGACAAGGGGGGACAUGUGGUCCUCAUGCCAGACUUCAGCCUGCCGCUGGAAUACUACCUGAUCCCCUUCCUCAUCAUCGUGGGAAUCUGCCUCAUCCUCAUCGUUGUUUUUAUGAUUACCAAGUUUGUCCAGGAUCGACACAGGGCUCGGAGGAGCCGCCUGCGCAAAGAUCAGCUAAAGAAACUUCCAAUUCACAAGUUCAAGAAAGGGGACAACUACGAUGUAUGCGCCAUCUGCCUGGACGAAUAUGAAGAGGGAGACAAACUCCGAGUCCUGCCAUGUUCUCAUGCCUACCACAGCAAGUGUGUGGACCCCUGGCUCACCAAAACUAAGAAGACAUGUCCGGUGUGUAAGCAGAAGGUGGUCCCCUCGCAGGGCGACUCCGACUCUGAUUCAGAGGAUGGGGAGAGCGGCCCUGAGGAGAACGAGGAGGUGUCUGAGAGCACCCCGCUUCUGCGCUCUCUGGCCUCCACCAGCGCCCACUCUUUCGGCACCAUGUCGGGAGCGUCGCGCUCAGAGCAAGACCAGGAGUCCUCCGAGUACGAGGACGACGAGCUGGACAGCAGCGACAGCGAGGAAGAGGUAACCGUGGAGACUGUGGUGGUGCAGAUGCAGCAGCCCUUCUCUGAGGGCCACAACCACGAGCAAGACCUGCCCCGAGCUUGACUGAUCGUUGGCUGACCUGAUUGGUCGCUAAACCCCUUCCCUGCCCCCCACCCACUCCCCAACCUCACAGCUGCAGAGACAUUUGUUGGGGGCACCAAACAGAUCCAUCAGCUGAGCUCUUCUGUCACUGCUUAAAAUACAUGGUAAUGUGUCCUCCCUACAAGGUCAAAUACAAAUCUAAGUUUUAUUUUUAACAUGAUUGUAGAUAAAUUGCUGAUUUCCACAUAGGUGACAGGAAGUCAGCGAGCACAUCUUCAGGGCUGCUUGACAUACUUGACAGGACUGAUGACACUGAUGUACAGUAGACUACUGUACUCUGUUUAAAAGAUGAUGCACGGAUGUUUUUUCUGGUUCAGUCACAAGUGGAAAAGCCCCAAUCACGCUUGACAAAAAGUUCAGUAAAAGUACUGUGUGUGUAUAUAUAUAUAUAUAAAGUAUAGAUCACAAUGAGUUACAUGACUGGGAAGGUUUAUUAUUGUGCAUACAUGUCCAUGCUAAACUCCCACAUCCUGAAGCGCUAUGCAGCAUCCUUUUUGUAGAACUAAACUAACAUUCAGCCAGUGUAGAAAACAUUUAAAGCCACAGCAAUACGGCUUUGCCAAUUUAUUUUUAGCCUGAUGUAUGAAGGAACCUAGCUGCUCCUGUCUGUGUUUUGUGCCACAGUUUAUCUGUUACAGUGGAAUCAUAUUAAGAGAGACUGAAACCAGACCAGACUGAGAAACACCUUCAGUACAAAGAAGGUGCUCUCCAUGUGACGUCACAUUAUGUUGCGGGUUCCACUAGUUCAAAGUGUGAAGAGACACUUGAGUGGAAACGGUGUCCAUGCUGCCUCUGGUAAACUUCUUCUGGCUGCUCCAGACCUAUCACUUCAUUUAACACAAGCAGUUAUGUGAUGAUGGGCCUUGUUACACACAUUUAACUGACCUUAUCUAAUUUUAAUACUGUUUAUAGUAAGUAUGCUAACGUGUUUUCUUUUUUUCAUAACAUGGCAUUGACAAAUCCUGUUGCCUUUUUCAGUUGAUGUAUUUUGUCUCGUCAGUGUUUUCCUGCUCAUGUAAGUCUGUUGUUAAUAGGAAUUCACUUCAAUAAAACGAAAAUGACAAGU
Xiphias gladius (swordfish) is the source of this 2610-nucleotide messenger RNA. RefSeq names its product ring finger protein 13 (gene rnf13). The coding region runs from base 351 to 1505 and encodes 384 amino acids. Gene Ontology annotation, biological process: positive regulation of DNA-templated transcription; ubiquitin-dependent protein catabolic process; protein ubiquitination. The record is from RefSeq and is a predicted model, not a curated record. NCBI's taxonomy places the organism in Eukaryota, Metazoa, Chordata, Actinopteri, Istiophoriformes, Xiphiidae. Gene Ontology annotation, molecular function: zinc ion binding; ubiquitin protein ligase activity. Gene Ontology annotation, cellular component: nucleoplasm; cytoplasm. The transcript has 10 exons.